AUGGCAGAGAUCUACAACAACAGAAGACAUGCAGGAAGUUUUGAACACUUUUUGUUGUCCCAGGCGUCUGCGGUGCUGCCUACCAAACAAGAGAUAAUUGAUGAAGUGGAUGAAACCGAGGCUCGUGUGUGGCUUCGACAGUACAACGACGAGCUGCGCAAGCGCAAAACAUCGUUAAUGGAAGCCAGCUGGGCCCACAGUACCGACAUGAACCCCGCCACCGCGGCGGCUGCGAUCCAGGCUAACAACCACGUCCACGAGUGGAAAUUAAAGAAACUAAAGGAGGCUAGGAGGUUCACUCCAGCAGCAUACUCAGAAGACCUGAGGAGGCAGUUCUGGCUGAUGUCGCUAGACGGCACUCCGGAGGAUUCUAACGAUCUCAGACAAAUGUCCAAGCUCACAAACGACAUCGAAAGUCUGUACAGCACGGGCAAGGCAUGUCGGGAGGAGAAUGAGAACGAGGUUUGCCACCCUCUCGAACCUGACCUCGAACACAUCUUCGCGACAUCACGUGACUAUGACGAACUGCGGUGGGCGUGGCUCGGUUUCCGCGACGCGGUUGGUCCAGCUAUGAGAGAGAAAUUCGCGCGAUUGGUCGAACUGAAAAACAGCGGAGCACAAGAACAUGGUGAGAAAAAAUAUACUUUUGAUGAAGGUUAGACAUCUAGGUAAUGAGAUA
Molecule: messenger RNA, 679 nt
Organism: Branchiostoma belcheri (Belcher's lancelet)
Lineage: Eukaryota; Metazoa; Chordata; Leptocardii; Amphioxiformes; Branchiostomatidae
Product: angiotensin-converting enzyme-like
Exons: 4
Coding region: 1-660 (219 amino acids)
Biological process (GO): proteolysis
Cellular component (GO): plasma membrane
Molecular function (GO): metallopeptidase activity; peptidyl-dipeptidase activity
Source: RefSeq, a predicted model, not a curated record